CGGAUCGUGAGAUUGCCGGCGUCGCAAAAUAUCGGCAUCCGGGCUUGCUUUCGAAUGUAUUUUCGUCUCUUCGCUUCUCAACUCAGAUUGAACCCUCAAACAACCCCCACGUUUGACACCUACUCACCUUAACGAUACCGCAGUCAUGGGCCGAGCCAAAGAGGCGGGGGCUGAGGCUCUCACCGCCGUUGUCGAUGGAGCCGCAGCAGCAGCAAGAGCGGUGUCGCAGCAUGCAGAUACGGCCCCGGCCCCGUUCGGAGCCGCCGACGAGCCCACCAUGGCCAAACCCAGGACACUAUCGAGAGGACGCGCCCAUCACCGCCUGCCCGAUUCCGCCCGCUUCGCGCUAGCGGUCGUCUUGAGUUUUGCGAUUUCGUCGCUUGGCCGCUCAUUUGUCGACCACUGCAGCGAUAAUGAAAUCGGCAGCAUUACGAGAGAGGGGAAUUCGAGAACGGAGUUAUUCCUCCUGGCUGCGCGGAGACUGUCUGGACUAGCCCUGGGCUGGUUCGCAGACUACGAUUCCUACGAUCUUGCAGCCCUCGCUCUGCUUGCGCAUGGCCCUGCAAUCUAUCUCAUCUCUGUCUUCUACGGAAUUCGUGCCAUGACCGCGGGCGCUUACCUCAGCGUCGAUGUGGUAUCAGCUUUCUUGCCUUUCCUCCUCCUGCGGCGCCUGUCUGGUGCCCACACAGCAGCCCCCGGGAUCGCCAACCGCGACAUCGUCGCCGACCGGGGAAUCCAAGUCCUCACAUCGGUCCAUGCCGCCCUCGUAUACAGCGUGGUGUUGUUCCUAGCAGGCCGAUAUCUUCUGCCCAGCACCUUGGUGCUCCACUUUCAGGGCAUCCCCACCAUCCUACCGGCCGCCGAAGCUCCAUUUCUCGGCCUCGGCAGUCCGACCACUCUGAUUCUCAGCCUACUGCUCGGCCUAGCGGCGCGGACCUUCAUAUUUACGCCGCUUGUCGCUACACCCCGAACGUCGGAGGAUCAGAAACUCGCCGAGUUCGAUCCCGUCAAUGCCACUCUCAAAGAGACAGUAGCGUGGAAUUUGUGGGGCUACACCACCCGCACCAAAGUGUCUCUCAUCCGGACUGCCAUGGCCAUGCUGUUCACCGCGGUGGGGACCUACUUGGACACUACGCUGGUGAUCAAGGGUGUCGAGCCCUACGGCGCGGCUGUCUACGCCAGCGUUUGGGUCACUGGCGCUCUAGUGACCGGAGUGACGUUGCGAUACGUCGGCAGCAUCUGACGUGCCUGGGCGGGUUGCGCGUCGAGGAAGACCGGAUGACGUGCCCUGGGAUUGUUGUCAUCUUGUUUACGUUAAAUCGGAAGACGAAAAGGCUGAUGAUGUGUCCCGGGAUGACGCGGGGUUUGGGGAAGCUGCAGACUCGGGAUCUAUGGACGUUGAUCCGUGUGGCUACGGAUCUCGCAUGGUCCGGGCAUCCAGAUUAUCGCGCAUCCAUCUCGGUCCCUCUUCGACCGUGGUUGGGGUAGCAUGCAGCCACGACGGCUUGAUUUUUUGACAGUCUGAGCAAGGGGUAGCAGGCCUCGUGGAACCCUGGAACCGGCUGUUGAGUGUGCGUGCGUUGUUACAUCCUUGUCUCGCAUCCCGUGACUGGAAGAAAUUGGCGCGCGUUUGCGGCAACUGUAGCAGUCAACACGUGAAGACAAGGGUAACGGUCUCUAUGCC
Parathielavia appendiculata is the source of this 1684-nucleotide messenger RNA. RefSeq lists its product as uncharacterized. Lineage: Eukaryota; Fungi; Ascomycota; Sordariomycetes; Sordariales; Chaetomiaceae. Bases 146 to 1243 code for a protein of 365 amino acids. The transcript has 3 exons. The record is from RefSeq and is a predicted model, not a curated record.